AUGCGGACCAAACUCAAUAGCAUUGGAGGCUCCAGCGGCCAUGCCAGCAUCACGCUUGCCCGUGCUUUCGAGAAUCUUCACUUCAUCGUGCAGGAUUUGCCGGAAGUUAUCGAAACAUCCAAACGCCAAGCCGUUGGCCUGGAAAAUGACAUCCAGAAUCGAGUCACCUUUGAAGGGUACAGCUUCGUCGACCAACAACCUGUCCAGGAUGCCGACGUGUAUCUCCUGCGUAUGAUACUCCACGAUUGGGCCGACCAGGAAGCAAGAAUAAUUCUCCAGAAUGUGCACGAUGCCAUGAAGCCCGGUGCCCGCUUGAUCAUCAUGGAUACUGCGUCACCAGACUCCGGCACGAUCAGCCCACCGCAAGAAUCCCAGCUUCGUGUUCGAGACCUGACCAUGCGCGAGACAUUCAAUGCCCACGAGCGGGAGAUGGAAGAGUGGGCAAACUUGUUGAAGGACGUGGACCAAGAUUGGUGCAUCAAGGGUGCCGUGUCGCCAUUCGGUAGCAAGCUGAGUGUGAUGGAGGUUGCUUUCUCUUAG
This is a messenger RNA of Fulvia fulva, 540 nucleotides long. RefSeq names its product O-methyltransferase VdtC. Lineage: Eukaryota; Fungi; Ascomycota; Dothideomycetes; Mycosphaerellales; Mycosphaerellaceae. The transcript is spliced from 2 exons. The coding region runs from base 1 to 540 and encodes 179 amino acids. The record is from RefSeq and is a predicted model, not a curated record. Gene Ontology annotation, molecular function: O-methyltransferase activity.